Molecule: messenger RNA, 2473 nt
Organism: Erythranthe guttata (spotted monkey flower)
Lineage: Eukaryota; Viridiplantae; Streptophyta; Magnoliopsida; Lamiales; Phrymaceae
Product: protein decapping 5
Biological process (GO): P-body assembly; cytoplasmic stress granule assembly
Cellular component (GO): P-body
Molecular function (GO): mRNA binding
Source: RefSeq, a predicted model, not a curated record
GUGUACACUGAUAAAAAAAAAAUUUGAAAACCCUAAAUUAUCCACAUUUACUUCAGAGAAAGGGUCAAUUUUCUCUCUCAGUGAAUAUUAAGACUAGGGAGUCCUUCGAUUUUCUCUUUCUACAGUUACAUAUAUAUGUUGGUGACACCGUCUCUGUGUAUAACACACCGGAUUAAAGUAGGGAAGCAGUAGUAGAAGAAGAAGAUGAUUGCGGGGGAAAGUUCGGCGGCGGCGGCGGCGUCGAGCAGUAGAUCUGGAGGCGGCGGAGCCACGGCGGACUCGUACAUCGGCAGCUUGAUUAGUUUGACUUCGAAGAGUGAGAUUAGGUAUGAAGGCAUACUCUACAAUAUCAACACUGAAGAGUCCAGCAUCGGUUUGCGCAACGUGAGAUCAUUUGGAACCGAAGGACGGAAAAAGGACGGCCCACAAGUCCCUCCUAGCGACAAAAUUUAUGAAUACAUACUGUUUAGAGGAAGUGAUAUCAAGGAUUUACAAGUCAAAGCAUCUCCGCCAGUUCAAACAACACCACCGAUAAACAGCGAUCCUGCAAUUAUUCAGUCACAUUAUCCUCGUCCAGCAACUCCACCCACAAGCUUGCCUAGUGCUCCUACUGGAUCUUUAGCGGAUCUUGGUCCCCAUCCUGGUCAAAUGGGACUCCCUGGGUCAACUUUCCAGAGUGGUCUGCCUUUAUAUCAACCCGGAGGAAACUUGAAUUCGUGGGCUCCUCCUCCACCAAAUGCAAAUGCUAGUGGCUUACCUAUGCCUAUGUAUUGGCAGGGAUUCUAUGGCACACCUAAUGCUCUUCCUCAACUGUCUCAACAAUCACUGCUUCGACCACCUUCUGGUUUGCCAAUGCCUCCUUCUAUGCAGCAGAUGCAGUUUUCUGGUUUCAAUGCAUCAUUGCCGAUGGCAGCAUCGAACCUGCCCUAUCCUAAUUUUACGGAUCAAUACUCGUCCUUGGUUCCCAAUACGAGUUCUUCUAGUUUGACCCCUUCUUUUCCUGCUUCAAGUUUGUCUUUCAGUGUUCCGCCUUUGCAGCCUGUUUCACUAGCAUCUGAAACAACGAUCGAUUUGCUGUCAAACAAAGCUCCUAUCUCUGCUAUCCAUACAUCAACUCCUAGCUCUAGUUUGCCACCAUCAGCUCCGUAUGCUACUCCAGUUCCUGAUAAUUCGGGAAUAAAUCCAGUUGCUAGCAAACCCAGUGCAGUUCCUGGUCCAGCAGCCUUGUCACAGCCGAACAUACCUCAGCCAGUAACAUCUGUUGCUGGGGCACCUGGUUCGGUUAGUUCAGAAAUACUGACACAUUCACUUAUCACCCCGGGGCAUUUGCUGCAGUCUGGACCCUCCACUGCUUCUUCUCCACCUCAGCUUCUUCAAACAACACAGAAGGAUGUGGAGGUUGUUCAAGUGUCGCCGAAGCAAUUAUCAGAAUCAUCAGUCCCUGUAGUGACAGAAUCUCAACCACCAAUUUUACCCUUACCGCCCAAUGCUCGAGCUCAUAAGCCAAAUGGAGGUGCUUAUCACAUGCGUAACAAUUACAGAGGGCGUGGUGGAAGAGGACCUGGGAUUUUACGCCCUGUGACAAAAUUCACAGAAGACUUUGAUUUUACGGCUAUGAAUGAAAAAUUCAAAAAGGAUGAAGUUUGGGGUCAUCUGGGAAAAAGUAAUAGAUCCCAAUAUAAGGAUGGAGAAGGAAAUGAAAAUGCCAGUGACGAAGAAGAUGAACAAGACGAAUAUGUUGUCGAAUUGCCAAAUAUUGAGAUCAAGCCCAUUUACAAUAAGGAUGACUUCUUUGACACUCUUUCUUCCAACUCUGUCGGCAACGACCCUAAUCAUGGAAGGACAAGGUUCUCAGAGCAAAUGAAGUUAGACACAGAGACGUUUGGAGAUUUUCCAAGGUAUAGAGGUGGUGGUAGAGGAGGCCGUGCAUUUAAUCGUGGUGGUGGUGGAUUUCGUGGUUCCUAUAAUGGAAGAGGCUAUGGUGGCGGUGGUGGUGGUUAUGGCUAUUAUGCGGGUAGGGGGCGUGGCAGAGGUGUGCAGAAUCGUGCUCCCUAAAGCAGUAGAGAAUAUGGCUUGCUAUUAAUAGUAAGGUAAAAAAAAAACUAACUCCGAUCUUGUCUUGUGGUGACAGGAAUUGAUUAGGAGACUUACAUGUAAUGUCUGUGCAUUUUCUAUUUUCUUUUGUUUUGUGUAAUAAAAUUAGGAUCCGCGAUAGGUGUGUUUGAUCUCCUUCCUGGAUUUUUUCUUUUUUUUUUUGGAGGUUGAAAUAGAAGUUUCAUGUCAUCUCUGCUCUUGCAAUGGAGAUGAUGGUAGCUUAUAUUCCGUUUGCGCUUUUUACUUCUGUUAGAUUGUACUUUAAUGGAAGAAAUUUUAGUGAUUUUCUUCUGAAUGUUGUUAUUAAAGAGUAGUUAUGUGCUCUUGCAAAAAACCCGAAGAAAGUAUUAUUGAAUUUGAAUUUGUAGUUGUGUAUUCA